Melopsittacus undulatus (budgerigar) is the source of this 3236-nucleotide messenger RNA. RefSeq names its product keratin, type II cytoskeletal 4-like. The coding region runs from base 941 to 2608 and encodes 555 amino acids. Gene Ontology annotation, molecular function: structural constituent of skin epidermis. Gene Ontology annotation, biological process: keratinization; intermediate filament organization. Gene Ontology annotation, cellular component: keratin filament. The record is from RefSeq and is a predicted model, not a curated record. Lineage: Eukaryota; Metazoa; Chordata; Aves; Psittaciformes; Psittaculidae. The transcript has 9 exons.
AGCCCCCAGGGUGGGGGAUGUGUUUCCAGGCGGGAUUCCUGCUUCCCUGCAAUGGGAAUGCCGCAGCUCAAGGGAUGCCCCUGAGGUUCAGGAGGAGGGGAGAGGCAUCAGGUCCAUGUUUGUAUGGCUGCAGAAGGCAAAUCCAGAGGGAAUGGGGCUGGUUCCUCCUGCCUCUCCCAGGAGCAUCUCCAAUAGGGAUAACGAUGGCUACAGCCUCAGCUUCUGCCAUGGGGUGGGACAAGGGGGAUGCUCCCGACACUUCCAUGGCUAACACAGGAGUUAAAGGGAGCAAUGGAGCUCUGUGCCCUCACCAAGCGGCUCCUCCAACCCUGCGGUGGGAGCUUGUGGCUGGAUCAGGAUUCAGGGAUGCUCCCAGCCAUGCCGGGAGCGCUUCCAGAGACCGGGAUCUGCCCUCAGGGCCAUGGGGCUGAGCUCCCCAGUGCUGGUCCCUACAGUGCUUCCAAUCCCCCUUUAAAGCCUUCCCAAGCCCUUUCUAUGAUCCACAAACCUGGUUUUUGAGCCCACCCAAGGGCCAGAGCUUCCCCAUGGUUGGGAACCCCCCAUUUUGGGUCAGGAUUGGGUCAUCCAAUCAUUUCCUCCCAUCCAAGGCCCUGCCAUCACCUCGGCACACCGGGACCUGCCAGAACAAGGGGCUCCUCCAGGCUGGGACGUGUCGGGAUGCUCGAGGUGCUUUGUCACCGCUCAAGGGUGACGGGUUGACAGCAACACCAACAAGAGCCUUGUUUUCCUUAGCUCUCGAGGGAGUGUUGAUGGCAAUGGGAGGAGGGAUCCCUUCCAAGCCCUAGAACAAUGGUCGGAAUUAGAGCCCGAGGCCACGUCUCCCCUCCCCUGACACAUAAAAAGGGGGGGAUCGGGUGCUGCACCCACGGAUCUCACCUCCUUUCUCCUCCCGGCUCCGCUCCGCUCCGAACCCCUCACCAUGUCUCGCCAGUCCUGCGGCCUGGGCAAAGGGUUCAGCUCCAGCUCCGUUUGCUUCGGGGGCAGGACCAAGGUCACGUUCGGCUCCACAUCCCGAGGAGGAUGCCGAGCGCCCGGCAAUGCCGGCGGCUUCAGCAGCAGGAGCCUCUUUGCCUUAGGGGGCAAUAGGAGCGCGUCCGCCACAGGGUUUGGGUGCAGAGGUUUUGGGGCCGGUGGCCAAGGGUUUGGUUACGGCUAUGGGGCCGGGCCGAUGUUUGGUGGCGGCUUCGGUGCAGGGUUCGACAGCGGGAUGGGGGGCCAAGGCUUCCCUGCCUGCCCUCCGGGAGGCAUCAAGGAGGUGAGCAUCAACCAGAGCCUGCUGGCCCCGCUCCAGCUGGAGAUCGAUCCCGAGAUCCAGAAGGUGCGGACGCAGGAGAGGGAAGAGAUCAAGCAGCUCAAUGACAAAUUCGCUUCCUUCAUCGACAAGGUCCGGUUCCUCGAGCAGCAGAACCGGGUCCUGGACACCAAGUGGAAGCUCCUGCAGGAGCAGGGCAGCCCAGGGACAGUGAGCAAGAACCUCGACCUCUACUUUGAGACCUACAUCAAUGGGCUGAGGAGGCAGCUGGACACCCUGUCCAGCGAGAAGAGCCAGCUGGAGCUGGAGCUGAAGAACUUCCAGGACAUGGUGGAAGACUACAAGACCAAGUACGAGGAGGAAAUAAACAAGAGGACAGCAUCCGAGAAUGACUUCGUGGUCCUCAAAAAGGAUGUGGACACAGCCUACAUGACCAAGGUGGAACUCCAGGCCAAGCUGGAUUCUCUGGCAGAUGAGAUGAACUUCCUGAAGUACCUCUACGAUGUGGAGCUGUCUGAGAUGCAGAAGACCAUUUCCGACACCUCUGUGGUCCUCACCAUGGACAACAACCGAAACCUGGACCUGGACAGCAUCAUCGCAGAGGUGAAGGCACAGUACGAGGAGAUCGCCAACAGGAGCCGGAUGGAGGCUGAGUCCUGGUACCAGAGCAAGUACGAAGAGCUCCAGGCCACCGCAGGCAAGCACGGGGACAGCCUGAAGGACACCAAGGCUGAGAUCUCGGAGCUCAACCGCGUCAUCCAGAGGAUCCGUGCCGAGAUUGAGAGCGUGAAGAAACAGUGUGAGACCCUGCAGAGCUCCAUCGCUGAUGCUGAGCAGCGUGGGGAGGGGGCCAUCAAGGAUGCCAAGACCAAGAUGGAGGAGCUGGAGACAGCCCUGCAGAAGGCUAAGGCAGACCUGGCCCGGCAGCUCCGGGAUUACCAGGAGCUCAUGAACGUCAAACUGGCCUUGGAUGUGGAGAUCGCGACCUACAGGAAGCUGCUGGAGGGAGAGGAGAGCAGGAUGUCUGGAGAGUGCCAGAGCAACGUGAGCAUCUCCGUGGUGGGAGGUGGCAGCAGCUCCAUGGGAGGUGGAUUCGGCAGCAGCGGGAUGUGCCUUGGAGGAGGAGGAGGAGGAAUGGGAUUCGGUGCUGGAAGUGGGAGAGGCAGCUGCAAUGUUGGCUUUGGGGGGGGAUUCGGUGCUGGGGGGGGAUUCGGAUGUGGAGGGGGGGCAGGAUUCUGCUCUAUGGGAGGAGGAGCUAACUCAGUGGUGGUGGGGUCCGGGACCACCAUCCUGAAGAAGACCACCAGCUCCGUGUCCACCAACCGGAGGCCCUAGAGGAGCAGCUUCCCCCAGACCCCCAUCCCCAGCACCCAAAGGAGAAAGGAAGCAAAGAGCACGGUGACCAUCACCCCCUUCCCUUCCGUGCCAAGGUGGUGGCCACGUCCUUCACUGCGUGACUCCAUUCAGGAGCUGCAUGGGGCAAUGGGACACAUCCAGCUGAUGACCAGGUCCUUGGGGGGGGCUUGGGAGCAUCUCAUUGCUCCCCUCCAGACACCGUGAAGCUGCUGCUCAUGGGGUGCUGAGGAGCAGAACCCAUUCCCCAGCCCCAUUGGGAGGAGGCUGUGGAGCAUCAGGAGGCACCAAGCAGCGAUGGGUGCAGGGACCAGUCUGGACUUGACUCGUGUCAAGGUCUUGCCCUGGAUCCAGACGUGGUGCAAUGGGGACCGGUGCUGCCCAUCACCCGGGGCUCGGGCUCCACAACAGCUUCCUCCUAGGGACUGCUCCCACCUGAAUGCUUGGGAUUGAAGAUUCCAGCACUUUUCCCUGUGUGUUCUGCAGGGAAACUGGGUUUUGGGCAGGGUUUUACCUCCUCUCCGUGCUCAUGGCAACCCCAUCGUGCUUGUUUGUUUAAGCCUUUCUCCUCUGGCGUGUGGCCCACCCCAAUAAACACCAGAGGCAGUCA